UCCGACCGAAGCUUCGGCUUCGGCUUCGGUUCGGCCGAAGUUCGGCCAAAAAAACAACAUUCGGCCAAACCUUCGGCUUCGGCCAUUUUAGGCCGAAGUUUUGGCCGAAGCCGAAGAAUCUGUUUAUUCGAGCAUCGUAACAGGCGCCGAAAAAAAUUUAAAUUUUUAAAAUUUUUGAAUAGGUAUUUCAAAACAGUUGUGUGCCAUCAUAGUAGGCGCCGCAGAAUUUCAAUUUUUGAAUUUUGCCUGACACCUUUUGCAAAUAGUUUGUGUUUAGUUUUGUUAAAUCGUGGUUUCGGUUUGGUUUGUGUUGUGUUUUUUAUUAAUUUAAAUUGUUCAAUUUUAAAAGGAAAAAUCACUUAAGAAUUUAAAAAAAUUCAAGUAAGUACAUCCUAAUGUACAUAUUCGUAUUGCAAGAAUAUGAAACAUUGCAUUUACAUGCAUUUGCUUAUAAUUAUUUAUCCGCUCUUAAAUCGAGUAAAAGUAAAAUAUAGAACUUUUUUGGACGAUUUGUGUAUUUUUAUUUUGUUUUGUUGUUUAUAUUUGUACAUAGGUAUAUAUUUACAUGAUGACAUCUUUGGGAAAAAAUCCUAUCUGGGAAUAUUUUUCUAAAAACAGCGAUAAAGCAAUUUGCAAAAUAUGUAAAAAAGCUUUGUCUCUUGGAAGUGUUUUACCAAAAAAUCAGACCACGACAAAUAUUAAGAAGCAUUUGGAAAGCCAACAUUUAAAUGAAUGGGAAACUUAUUCGAAAAGUAAUGCACAAACAACACAAGAAAAACAAACUUUGAAAAAAAAAAAAACUGAGAGCGAGAGGUCAAACUUAAACCCUUCACACGACAAAAAUGAACUGAAGCAAUCCACAUUAUAUGAAAUGAUUGAAAAGAAAAAAGCUGCGCUGUACCCUGAUGAUCAUCCGAUAUCCCUAAGAAUCGAUAAAAAUAUAAUGGAUCUCAUUAUCGUCGACAUGCUGCCGUAUAACUUGGUUGAAGGAGACGCAUUUCGAAGGCUCAACUUAGCUGACCCUGACACUCCAUUUAGAUACAGAAAGAAGUCUGAAAAAUACUUCAGAACGACUUUAAUGCCAGCGACGUAUUUAAAGGUAAAAGAAAAAGUCAUACUUCUCUUGGAAAAGGCUGAAUGGGUCAGCCUUACUACAGACAUAUGGAGUAAUCCUGCGAAGACUUGUUCUUUGCUGAGUUGCACAGCUCACUUCAUUCAAGCAACGAAAAGACAAAAAGUUAUAUUGGCAGCAAGUGCACUUGAAGACAAUCAUACUGGAAAGCAUAUUUCAGAAACACUUAUCAAUAUAAUUGCUGAAUUCCGAUUGACCAACAAAGUUCACAUGGUUAUACGUGACAAUGCUUGUAAUAUGCAGUCUGCCAUGCGUCUUGGAAAUUUUGCAUCCAUUGGAUGCGUAGCUCAUACGCUUCAGUUGGUAAUCCAUGACAUUAUAUUCAAAAGCGAUCCCAUGAUGGAUAUAAUAAAAAAAUGUCGCAAAAUUGUUGGACAUUUUAAAAGAAGUGAGCAAGCUUGUCGAUAUUUAAAGCAAUUCCAAGAAACUUGCGACUUACCCAGGCACACUUUGAUUCAAGAUGUUGAAACACGCUGGAAUAGCACGUAUCUAAUGUUGGAAAGGCUCAUGGAACAAAAAUUCGCUGUAAAUUUGUACAUGGCAGAACGCGGUGGCAUAGAAGUACCAGCAGCAGAAGAAUGGGUGCAAAUAAGAGAUUUGAUAUCCGCAUUGAAAUGCUUUUAUCAAGCUACACUUGAUAUUUCAAGCGACUCUUCAUCAAUAUCAUUAAUUAUACCACUGAUUGUCAUGCUGAAUUCAAAACUAGCUCCAAAAGAUGAAGAUACUGAAAACUUAAAAUUGCUUAAAAUCCGGUUGUGCGAGUCUGUUAAUAAACGAUUUUCGUACGCAAAAAGUACUCCAAAUUUAUUGAUUGCUACCCUUAUAGAUCCUCGAUUUAAAGGGAAGUAUUUUACCGGUGAUGAAAUCGGAAAUACCAAGGCAAAAAUAUUGGAAUUAUUACAACAGAACUUGUCAAAUCAAACGGUUCCGAUGAUUUUAGAAGCCGAUGAUCCCCAGCCAUCUUCUUCAACAUCAGCAUCAGGAUUGCAACAUGAUGAUUUAUGGGAAUCACAUGAUAAAUUUGUUUUGCCAGUCGAGAGCGGAACUUGCUUAAAUGAACCUCCUCCGUUUGAGGGACAGCUGUUGUCUUUUUUGAAAGAACCUUUACUCUUACGAAACACUGAUGUAUAUGCAUAUUGGGCGUCUAGCCCAUACAAUUAUCUAAGGACCGUAGCUAUACAAUUUUUGUCUGCGCCACCCACUAGCGUUCCUAGUGAACAACUGUUCAGUGCUGCCGGACAGAUAUAUGCGGACAGAAGAUCAAAUUUGAGUGGUGAAAAUGUUGAAAAACUUUUGUUCUUAGCAUACAACAUUAGACUCUUUGAUUUUAAUUAUUAAUGUAUUAAAUUAAUAUUACUAAAAAUGAA
Messenger RNA from Eupeodes corollae, 2499 nucleotides. Its product is annotated as zinc finger BED domain-containing protein 4-like. The coding region runs from base 566 to 2470 and encodes 634 amino acids. The record is from RefSeq and is a predicted model, not a curated record. Gene Ontology annotation, molecular function: protein dimerization activity; DNA binding. Lineage: Eukaryota; Metazoa; Arthropoda; Insecta; Diptera; Syrphidae. The transcript has a single exon.